AUGGCGAACGCGGAAUUGGUAGACGCGGGAUGCUUCAUCACCCAGAUGAAUGAGUUGCUACUAAUAGACCCCCUAUAUAUAAAUUGUACCAUGACGAACUACUGCAAUAGCUACAUAAGUGGGAAGGAAAAACUGCUCCCGAGGGAAAGGUUAAAUGGGAUAUAUUUUAAAAACGCAAAGCCAGGGUUAUGGUCUUCCUUUGCUAUUCGUGAGAAUAACCAGGCCUGUUUGAAGAAGACAUCCAAUCAAGAAACCGAAACAGACGCAGAAAAUAGGAACAACAAUAACUCAUACAAUAAUGUGAGAAAUGAAAUGGUCUUGUCAUUCAUAUGUUUUAAUAACACAGAGUACAUGCACGAAUAUUUAACUGUGGAAAAGGUGGAUAAGUUAAAAUGGGAAAAAGUGAAGCCAAAUGAAAGUCACCUACGAGUUGGCCAAGCAGACCAGUAUAACAGCACUGUAAAUAUUGAAUAUAAAAAUGAGAAGACGGGAAUUUUUCAUCACAAUAAGAAUGAACUUCUUCCAUUGGAAAAUUAUUUUACAAAUGUUUUAACCAUCGAAAGUGGACAGGUUGGAUUAUUUUGCAUGGAAUCCAUAAAGCACAGCGCUGACCUGCUCUUUCAAAAGCACGAAAUGAAUAACAUUAGCAAUAAGGAAGAGCUAGAUAAUUUAUUCAACCAAAACAUGAAUGAUCUUUAUCCUUGGUUUGAGAAAAUUUGUAAUUUAACUCUUUCCUCCUCAGUCGCUGUGGUCGAUUUUAUUGAUAUGCCCAUUGGCUGUGUUUGCCUAUCCAGUUCAGACUGCGUUGUGAACUAUUUGUGCGAGGUAGUACGUGAUGAAGUCACCGACGAGGUGUGGGCCAUUCGAGUUAACUUCCUGUCGCCCUUGAAAUGA
Messenger RNA from Plasmodium knowlesi strain H, 894 nucleotides. Its product is annotated as conserved protein, unknown function. Bases 1 to 894 code for a protein of 297 amino acids. The transcript has a single exon. NCBI's taxonomy places the organism in Eukaryota, Apicomplexa, Aconoidasida, Haemosporida, Plasmodiidae. The record is from RefSeq and is a predicted model, not a curated record.